Molecule: messenger RNA, 6230 nt
Organism: Aspergillus melleus
Lineage: Eukaryota; Fungi; Ascomycota; Eurotiomycetes; Eurotiales; Aspergillaceae
Exons: 6
Coding region: 1770-6230 (1486 amino acids)
Biological process (GO): fatty acid biosynthetic process; secondary metabolite biosynthetic process
Molecular function (GO): phosphopantetheine binding; fatty acid synthase activity
Source: RefSeq, a predicted model, not a curated record
AGCGCAAACAGAACAAACAUCGCAAACAUGCAGGCCAACGUCUUCGUCUUCGGGGACCAAACCGUUCCCUUCGAGUCAACUCUUCACGACCUCCUCCAGGUCAAGAAUAAUCCCAUUCUCAUCGAUUUUCUCGAGAAAGCUGGCUAUUAUCUUCGGCGCUAUGUUGCCAGCCUUCCGGUCUAUCAGCAAGACUGGUUCCCGUGUUUCACUACUUUGGUGGACCUCUUUGCCCAGCAUGACCAGUCUCAUGCGUGUCCGGCACUGAAGUUCGCUUUUGUUGUCACCACUCAAAUUGGCUUGUUUAUCAAAUGGCGCUAGCCCUUAUCCGACCGACAACGCCUAUGUCAUCGGCGCUUGUACCGGGUGCUUUGCCGCUGCAGCCAUCAGCACCUCGCGCACCUUGACAGAGUUGGUUCCUGCAGCGGUCGAGGCCGUUCUCGUCGCCUUGCAGACGGCUGUACGUGCAUUGACCCUGCGAGAUGACCUCACCAGUCUCGAUGAAGAGCACAGAGCAUGGUCUGCUGUCGUCGCGGUUGAUGAGUCUGUGGCCGAGAAGUUGGUCCAGAGAUUCAAUGCGGAGAAGACUCUCCCUCGUGUCAUGCAACUGUACGUUAGCUCUUUCAGCAACUGUGUGACUAUAAGCGGCCCGCCGGGUUUAUUGCCCCAGUUUCUGUUGGCAUCAGCAUUAAAGCAUUCUGUGCUACCGAUUGAAAUACCCUAUCACGCACCGCAUUUAUUUAGCGGUGGUGAUGCAGGGGGGUUCGGGUUCCACCACCCCUCCCUGCAAGGGUAUGCGCAGCGGCUUCCAAUAGUGUCGGCUGCGUCUGGAGUUAUCCUAGAGUCUCAGAGAUUCGAGGAUCUUCUCCACGGAGCGGUGACGGAGACACUGACACACCCCAUUCAGUGGAACCGCGUCGUGUCGAGCCUCUCUAGAGAGCUGUCUGUGCAUGACUUUACAGACUGCACACUCUAUUGUGUCCAAGAUCGAGGUUCCUUUCUUGCUAGCAGUCUAGCCCAGCAACUUCCAUCCUUGACUGUUACUACGACCUCCAUCAAUGAAGGCAACCUGCCACCCCCACCGGAAAACGAGCCCACAGGAAGGUUCUCCGACUCGAAAGUAGCAAUUAUAGGCUAUUCCGGUCGUUUCCCUGACUCUGCAUCCAACGAGGAGUUCUGGUCUCUCCUGCUGGCAGGUCGCGAUGCGCAUCGCACAAUCCCCGAAGACAGAUUUGACUGGGAAGAGCAUUACGAUGCAACGGGCAAGAAGAAAAAUACGAGCCGAAUCAAAUAUGGCUGCUUCAUCAAGGAACCUGGUGUCUUCGACGCGCGAUUCUUCAACAUGUCCGCGCGGGAAGCGGAGAACACGGAUCCGUGCCAGCGAUUGGGUCUCACAACAGCGUUCGAAGCAAUCGAAAUGGCUGGGCUGGUUCCGAACUCAACCCCUAGCACCCAGCAGGAUCGGAUUGGUGUGUUCUACGGUAUGACGAGCGAUGACUACAGGGAGGUGAAUAGUGGCCAAAACGUGGAUACCUAUUUCAUCCCCGGUGGGAACAGGGCAUUUCUUUCUGGGAGGAUCAGGUGCCGACCGUGCUCUUGAAAUCCGUUUGUGUCACUAAUAACCUAAUUUGCACAGCUACUUCUUUCGAUUUUGUGGACCAAGCCUGAGCAUUGACACGGCGUGCUCGUCGAGCUUCGCUGCCAUUCAAGCAGCAUGCGCAUACCUCUGGCGCGGAGAAUGCGACACAGCUCUUGCUGGAGGUUGCAAUGUCAUGACGAACCCGGAUAAUUUUGCGGGCCUCGAUAGAGGUCACUUUCUUACGACCAAGGGAAACUGCAACGCGUUUGACGACGGUGCAGGCGGGUACUGUCGAUCCGACUGUGUCGGCAGUGUUCUGCUGAAACGACUCGACGACGCCCUGUCUGAAAAUGAUCCCAUCUUUGGUGUGAUUCGCGGCACGUACACAAACCAUUGUGGCCACACGGACUCCAUCACACGGCCAUUUGAAGGCGAUCAAAUUGCAGUCUUCAAUCGCAUACUCCGAUAUACUGGCACCGAUCCAAAGGAGGUUGGAUACGUGGAGAUGCACGGGACCGGUACCCAGGCCGGCGAUGCCACUGAGAUGAGGUCCGUCCUGAAGGUGUUUGCACCUGAGAAGCCGAGAAAAAGGUGCUUGUACCUUGGGGCAGCGAAAGCGAAUAUGGGUCACGCCGGAUCCGCAAGUGGCGUAGCGUCGUUGAUCAAAGUGUUGUUGAUGCUGAGGUUCAGUACGAUUCCACCGCACUGUGGCAUCAAGACCAAGAUCAAUCACACUUAUCCCACUGAUUGGGACGAGAGGAACGUGCACAUUCCCAUGAGAGCCGCAGAGUGGAACAGGGGGAAAGGAGAGAAGAGGCUUGUCUUUUUGAAUAAUUUCAGUGCGGCCGGGGGAAACACGGCAGCUUUGGUAGAAGAUGCACCGGAGAGAAGUCGACCGGGAGAGGAUAAGCGGGCCAGGCAUGUUGUGGCUGUAACGGCAAAGACGGCCAUGUCACUACAGGGUAAUUUGGAGAAUAUGAUACACUAUCUGGCUGACCAUCCAGAGGUUUCGCUGUCGAGUCUGUCAUACACAAGCACAGCUAGGCGAAUGCAUCACAGCUUCCGGGUACUGGUAUCCGGCGGGGACACCGUAUCCAUUCUUGAACGAUUGCAAGCGACUGUUUCGAUCACGCAUACCGUUUCUCCGAAGAGCAGGGUUAUCAUGGUUUUCCCUGGACAAGGCGCACUGUACGCCGGCAUGGGGCAGCAACUCUUUGACAUGGUUCCUUCGUUCCGUGAUUGCAUCUUGCGUUUGAAUUCUAUCGCUCAAAGCCAGGGCUUCCCGCCAUUCUUGCCUAUAAUCCAGGGGACAACAGAAGACUCCUCUCCAGUGGCAGACCAACUGAGCCUGGUUUGCCUCCAAAUGGCCCUAUACAACUUUUGGUCAUCCCUUGGGGUUUUGCCGGUGGCCACUAUAGGGCACAGUCUGGGCGAGUAUGCUGCUCUUUACGCUGCAGGUGUGAUCACCGCUAGUGAUGUUAUAUACCUGGUUGGCACGCGGGCUAUGCUGUUUGUCGAGAAGACGCGUCCACGGACACAUGGCAUGUUAGUAGUCAAGCAGUCAGCCCAGGGGAUGCAGCCGGAGUUAGAUACCUGCGAAAUCGCUUGCUUCAACCAACCCGAAAGCAAUGUUGUGAGUGGCUCUUUAGAGCAGCUUUCCGGCCUAAAGCAGAGGCUGGAUGGCUGCCGGGUUGCAUGUACCAUGAUGGACGUCCCUUACGCCUUUCACUCGGCUCAUGUUGAUCCUGUUUUGAAGGAAUUCGAGCUAGCUGCCAGCCGCAUUCGGUAUCGUCCACCACGUGUUGCAUACAUUUCACCGUUACUUGCAUCCGUUAUCUCAGCUGGGGAUACCGGUACUUUGCUCGGGAAAUACUUGACCCAGGCAUGUCGACAGCCCGUCAACUUCCAAGGUGCCAUCCAAGCUGCAAGGGCAGAUCUUGUCAGUGAAAAGACCAUAUGGCUGGAAUUAGGGUCGCAUCCGACCUGCUCGGGCAUGAUAAAGGGCACCUUGGGCCGGAAUAUAGUAACUGUACCGUCCCUCCGGACAGACACUGAUACUUGGACCGUCAUUACAGGAGGCCUAGAGGUCUUGUAUAAUAGCGGAGUUGAGAUCAACUGGUCUGAGUACCAUCGGCCGUGGGAACAUCAACAGGAGGUCCUGGCCUUGCCGCGGUAUGCCUGGGAUUUGAAGAACUACUGGAUCCCUUAUCGGAACAACUUCUGUCUGACGAAAGGAGACGGGGUUUCUGCUGAGAAGGCCGAGCCGCUUUACUUGAGUCCUUCAGUCCAGCAGGUUCUGGAGGAAUCCCACGGAGAUGAUACAUCUACUCUGCUGGCGGCGUCUGACAUACACGAUGCAAGACUGGCGCCUAUCCUUACCGGCCACGUUGUCCAUGGCACAGUGCUAUGUCCUUCGUCUCUAUAUGCGGAUAUUGCUCUCACAAUAGUGAGAUACAUGAUGCAAGCUGUCAAACUGUCUCCUGAUACAGUCGGCUUAGACGUAGCGGAAAUGAAGAUACAAAAUCCGCUCAUUUCUCAGGACGUACCAUCUCAGCUUUACUAUGUAGCUGCAAAGGCGGAUUGGCGAGCCCAGAUAGUGUCAUGCCGUCUUUUCAGCGGCCCAAAGGACAAGGAAACGGAGCAUGCUACAUUCUGCGUACGGAUAAGCGAGUCUCACCGCUGGUUAGAGGAUUGGAGGCGCAACGCAUAUCUCAUCCAGAGCCGAAUCGAUGCUUUGCAAGAGAGUGCCCAUCAAGGCGAAGCCCAUCACGUCAAACGCAAACUCGCAUACCAGGUUUUUGCACAAACGGUCGAAUACGGGCCCGACUACCAUGGCAUGCAAGAUGUGAUCUUCGAUGCCGAGGAACAUGAAGCUACUGUAUUAGUGUCCUUCCAAACCGGCGACAAUGGUUUCAUAUUCAAUCCAUGUUGGAUUGAUAGUCUUGGCCACGUCGCGGGCUUUGUUCUGAAUAGCGAUGUUUCACCGGGCAAGACACAGGUUUUCAUCAACCAAGGAUGGGAGCGGAUGCGCUGUCCUGUGCCAGUGUCCAUGGGUAAGACAUACCGGGUGUAUAACAAAAUGCAGGUUGAGAGUGGCAUGACAUAUGUGGGUGAUACGUAUAUCUUGGAUGGGGGAACUGUUAUUGGACUGUAUGAGGGCGUGAGAUUCCAAGGCAUUCCUCGACGUGUGCUGGAAAGGGUGCUUUCAGGCGGUGCUUCUGAGCGUCGUGUACCUCCUCCAGUCACGCACAGACAACACUCGCCGGCACACGAAUCAACAAAACCAGACGCCGCGGCUCGUGUCAUGGGUAUCAUUGCAGCCGAAUCAGGGGUUGCCCUUGCUGACCUGUCACCAACGGAUGAGUUCACAAAUCACGGCAUCGACUCUCUUCUUUCGCUGACUAUAUGCGGUCGAAUCCAAGAAGAAGUGGGCAUCGAGGUCUCGUCCUCUCUAUUUACAGAAUACCCCACCCCAAAAGACUUAAUGACCCACCUUGCCUCCUUGAGCAGUUCACCGACUGUCAACACCCCUUCCUCCAGCGAGACCAUGUCCGGGUACUUGACUGGAAUUACUGAGCCAAGUGCUAACGAAUCUACUUCCCUCAUCGACUUACUUCGCUCGACCAUCGCGUCAGAAACCGGCGCGUCUAUCAGCGACGUCACGCCCACCACGCCGUUCAGCGAGCUCGGCGUGGACUCACUACUUGCCCUUACAAUCGCCAGCACACUUGCCGAGACGCUUGAAAUCGAAAUCCCAUCAACAGCCCUAACGGACUGCCACAAUCUCUCCGAACUGAACAAAAGCCUCGGCCUCAUUACGCCACCAUCCGACCUACCCUCACCACCACCCAGAACUGCUGUACCUUCCUGCGACCCCAGCUCAGGUCCCCAGUCCACCUCCAUCCUUCUUUGGGGCAAUCCAAAAACCAGCCAAAAAACGGUUUUCUUCUUCCCCGACGGCUCUGGAUCAGCAACAUCCUACGCACAUAUCCCCAAGGUCCCAAAUACAGCCGCUUACGCGCUCAACUGCCCGUACAUGAAAACGCCCCAUCAAAUGACUCGCAGCCUCGAAUCUUUAACCGCAAAAUACCUCGUCGAGAUCCGACACCGUCAACCCACCGGCCCAUACCAUCUCGCCGGCUGGUCUGCAGGUGGAAUCUGCGCUUACGAAGCUGCGCGUCAAUUACAUGCCGCGGGACAAAAAACAAGUCGAAUCAUUCUAAUCGAUGCACCAAACCCAAUCGGCCUUCAGAAUCCGCCGGCCAAAAUGUACGAUUUCUUCGAGCAGAUCGGGCUCUUUGGUCGGGGCACCGCGCCGGAUUGGCUCCGGCCGCAUUUCGACGCGUUCAUCCGCUUGCUAGACGCAUAUUGGGUUUCAAAACUAGGGUUUUCGGUGUCGACAUAUCUGAUCUAUGCGACGGAUGGCGUAUGUCAUGGCGAGGAGGUACCGAAGAUGGAGCUUCGGGAUGAUGACCCGAGAGAGAUGAUAUGGCUGUUGACGGAUCGGACGGAUUUCAGUGGUGAUGGGUGGGCGAGUUUAGUGGAGAGGAAGAAUUUACAUGUCACUGUGCUAGAAGGGGUGAAACAUUUCUCGAUGGAGAGAGGGCAGCAUAUGGUGCGUUUCGGUAAGUUUCUGGAGGAGGCUAUGAGUUGA